AUGAGCUGUAUACUCAACUCAGCAUCGACCUAUAGCCAUUACAGUGGUAUCCUGGCUAUUCUCGAGCGUCUAGGUGGCGUCGACGCUGUGAUACAGACGGCUGCCGAGCCGCUGCACAUGCUGAUCUCGGAAUUUGCGACAACAGAUCUCACAACAUCCAUGAUUCAAGGAAGGCCUCCUUGUUUUGCCCCCGAAGUGUGGGAUCUUCUUGAUCGGGUCCCGGUUUGGUGGGGCCGUGACCCUUUGGGUAGAUGCUCUCUCGCGUCCGUUUUUCGCGAGAUCGCUAGUAUGAGCCAGUACCUGCAGGCAACGGCUGAGAUGACUGAAGAGUUGUCGAUGGAGCGCAUCCACAAAUUCGAAGCUGCCCUCCGCCCCGUAUACGCGCCCCCGUCCCUCGAGGAAUCUGAUGGCCGUAGCCCUUCAGAGUUAUCCGAGUCCUCUUCCGUCAUUGAGGCGGAAGCUACACACGCGUUUACCCUUGUCCGCAUAUUCCAGCACGCCGCCUUGCUGUACCUGUACAGAGCCAUAUGUGGUCUUCCAACUCUGCACCCACUUGUCCAGCAACAUGUCAAGUCCUGCCUUGCCUGUAUCUUCGAAAUCCCCAAGGAGGCGAAGGUCCGCAACUGCAUUAUUUUCCCGUUGUUCGUUGCAGGAGCCCAUGUCAAAUGUCCAGAGGAGCAGAGGUCCGUUCUAGGCAUGGCUGAUGUGGUUUACGACGGAAUGCGCUUUGCUUCGAUUGAGGCCGUUAAGUCCGUCUUCAAAGCGGUCUGGUCGUCCAACUCUGAUACGUCCUGGUUAGAGAUGUUCAGAUAUCUAAGUCCGAACGCUUUAGUGCUCUAA
Molecule: messenger RNA, 840 nt
Organism: Colletotrichum chrysophilum
Lineage: Eukaryota; Fungi; Ascomycota; Sordariomycetes; Glomerellales; Glomerellaceae
Exons: 1
Coding region: 1-840 (279 amino acids)
Biological process (GO): positive regulation of transcription by RNA polymerase II
Cellular component (GO): nucleus
Molecular function (GO): DNA-binding transcription factor activity; transcription cis-regulatory region binding
Source: RefSeq, a predicted model, not a curated record